UUUUUUUUUUCUUAUUGGAUGCGCUCUCACGGAGCUCCUCGCUCGCGAGCACGAGCUGCUCGCACCAGGUUUUCUGUUCCAAUCUGUUGUGAUGGCUGAAAACAGCAGUUCGAAGCAAGACGACAAAGCUCAUCGCAAUGCUGAGCGUGUUUCCAACGCCGCAGGAGAUGGAAUGCCGUCGAGUGAUGCAGCAUCGCCAGGGAGCCCGCAGAAAGCUUCUCGGGAAGCAUACAUCGCAGCGCUGAACCAGUGGCUAUGGCAGUGCUACCACUGGCAGUGUUUCACUGCGGCACUGCCAUACAUCGCAGCCCAAGCGGCGAGCCAAAACAGAAGCGCAUACGAAACUGUUGACAUCAAUCGAAACCUACCGAGGACUUUUAUCGCAAACCAAAAUUUGGUCGGUGGACAGAGAGUGCAGCGACCAAACGCCCCACCCAGGCUGGGACACGAGUUCAAGCUGCCACCUCUGUGGAAGCGUUUCGCUGCAGAAGUUCUGGACUCCUUCAUCUUGCUGUUUGUAAAGUUGCUGGUGACGUAUAUUGCCGUCGACUUUUUUGACAUCAUAGAUCUUGAUAAGUACGAUUUCGACUUACUCCGUGAGGACACCCUGAACUAUAAGUUGGCCUUGGAGGUUACUUCGGAGAUCGUAGUCCUGGAAGUUAUCCACCGGAUACUUGUCUGCUUCUAUGAGACUAUCUGCCUGCACAAGGGUAUCGACUCCCCAGGUGGACGGACUCCAGGCAAGGGAGUCUUUGGACUGAAGGUCGUCUCAUGUGCUAGCAUAGAAGAGAUUGGCGGGCGCCGCAUCAGAGUAUACCCGGCUGGGGACAUUGGACUAGGCUGGGCUCUGCUACGGUCUUUUGUCAAGAACUUUACGAUGGCGUUCCUUUUUCCUGCCUGCCUGACAAUCUUCUGUUUUCAGCAUGGCCGGGCAGCCUAUGACGUCCUCUGCAACUGCAUUGUCGUCGAGGAGCUGCCUCCUCAGAAUCGUUGAGAUGAUGCACCACCGCAUGCUGCUCACUCGACAAUGAUACACUGCUUGCAGGAAGCGUCUUUGCUAGCACAACACAUUCUGGCCUUUGUUGUUUGCAUAUAGUACAUAUAUAUGUGUGUGUGUAUAUAUAUAUAAAUUAGCGAACAAGAGAAGAAGAAGAUCCCGGUUUAUUUUUACACCCAGAAUGUUGGCUCAUCAUUUGGGAAAGUGUGCUUCACAUAUACAUGCAGCAUAUUAUAUUUUAGCUCACAUUUGUUGGUCAUCAGAUUGGUCAGCAGACUCUUCUCCUAAUUCAAAAGUGCUUUUCCCCACAGCAUACUUUGGAACAACUAAUGGCAGUAAUUGAUCGUAGUGUGAAAUGUGGUGAAGGGACCAACAGUGAUCGAGCAAGGGAGUUGCGACUUGGAGCCAACGUUUUGACAAACGGACUUGUCUCCGUCAUGGCAACAACUGCUUAAAGCUCCUUGGCAGUGUUUAAAUUCCCUUCGGGUGCCAAUUAAUUCUGUUCAUUAAAGACUUCGUUUCACCGCAUUUCUUGCACUUUCCUAAUAGUUCAAAGUGUAGUGAAGCAGAACAGGUUAAACGUAUUCCUUUCUUAGGCGAGUUUGUCAAGUUUGCAGAAUAUGAACUCCAUGUAUAAACUCUAAAAGGAUGUCAACUAUGAGAACAUUGGCCAUUACAUGUCCAGUAAGCUUCUAAAGCAGAUGUCUAGUGACUUGUAUAGUAUGCCUGAUGUAAAAAAAAAUUGUCAGACAACGAAAGAAGUGAACUUGCGACAUGAUUGUAUACUGGCUCCUGAAGCAAAUGCUAGGACCUUCCAUCUCCUUUGACAAAAACGUUAUUAUUAAAUGCACGCAUUGUUUAAAUUUACAGUAGAAGUUCAGUCAGAAGGGUCUCAAGUUGUACAGGCACUUUUUGAAGGUAAUUAUUUUUAUCAUCGCUAUUGCUGUUGGUGUGCAAUUUUGGUGUGCUUGUUUGUGUUCACAGUGCCUAAAGAUGGCAAAGCUCAUUAUCCCCCUCCCCCCCCCCCCCAUCUCCCUACUGGGGUUGGAGGAGUGGGCACAUAAAGUAAGGUGAGGGAAGUUAAAAUGUUGAAAAGGAGUGAUUAGUUGUAGUAACAAAAAGGCGCAGGGGUACGCUGCAAGUUCUUCCAAGAAGUAAACACCACCUCUUCAUUUGGAAGAACUUGCUGGAACCAUACUACUGAAAGCCAUGGCGAAAAAUAACAGAUACACAAAAUUGAUCUGCGCAUGCUCAAGGGAAAGCAGUGCCAGCAUGUAAAUCAUAGACUCGUGUAGGCACUCGCGAAAGGUGCUGUUUAGACAUGACAGUUCUUAUUUGUGCAAGAUAAUCGAGGGCUGAUUUAUGCAUGUGUUACCACUGUUAAUGAUAUGCCAUGGCCAGACAAAAGGCGAAAAUUUUGUCUCUUGCAUCUGAACAGAACUAUAUUGUCUGCAAAUUUUUUUCAAGUGUGCUUCACACUCUCGACAGUGCAAUGAAAGGUGUAGACGCCAUUUGUGUUGUCCUCCUUCCUGCUUGUGUCCAUGUUUUCAUACCUGCCUUUCAGUAGCAUGAAUUCCUACCAGCUCACUCGACUUUCAGUCAUUAUAAUUUGCACAAGUGGAGAGUGAGCUAUACAAACGUUGCCAAGGAAAGUAGCAGUUGCCCUGAUGACAACUCUCCUUGUUGAAAUAUUGGCUCCAGGCUAAGGCCUCCCUCAUUCAACCGCUGUUGGUCGCAUCAAAUCUACAAUCGCCCUGUGAAAAACCCAAGAUCAAGCAAGACGAAGCUGAAGUGGAAACGCACUGCAAGAUACUCCUUUGCUGUUCCACAUGAUUUCGUUGCUGGAGACGCGUUGGUUAUCUUGCCUCUAAAGCACCCCAUCAAUGUGCAUAACUGCUCAUCUGAAAUGUCUCUAUGCCACCAUUUGCUUGGCAAAGUGCCUUGAGGGAAGGCUGGCCUAAGAAUUACGAAAAGGGUCUGUAGUGUACGCUAGCUGUAAAAAAGAUAUUGUGACCGACUUCCAGAGUAAAGCAUAUUUAUCAAAGUGGCCGGCUCAUUAUUGCGAGCUGCCGGCCGUCUUGCUUGUGGCGAGUUGAGAUCCGUUGCAACUAUUUUAGUCAUUAGAGCUGCCCCACGAGAUGUGUAGAAACGCGUGCAUCCCACCAAGAACAAUAGCUCACUAGUGUAUGCAUCUACCAUUUCUCUUGACUCUCCAAAGUGCCAUGCAGCUGCCUAUCGCAAAGUAGGCCACAAGCAUUGCUCACAGAAAUGUUUCCUUAGAUUAGCUGGAAACCUCUCACAGACGUUGCAGAAAGCAGCUAUUGUUACCAAAAGCGCCCUCUUUUCUGCUUGUAUAUUGUGUAGCAGAUGACUAUUUUCAUCAAGAGUUUUCAGUCAAGCUAACUAAAGGCAUUCACUUAGCGUUGUUAGUGGACUCGUUAGUGCUUACUGUUGUACAUUGUCAUACUGUAACAUGUCUGUAGGGCCGGACUUUGCUUUAAAUGGUGUGUGUGUGUAUGGCAUUGAUAUUGUAACAGUGUUGGUUGUUUGCUGCAAACAUUUCUCCCUCCACUCUGACUGCCUUGGAAGUUUUAUGGUUGUGCAAUGUUGCAGCAUCCUCUGCAGAAAUAAAUUCUGUGAACCAAAUUGUGAUAGCUCUAGCUGCAAUUUCUUUUUAACCUCAUGUUCACUCAUGUGCCAUAGUACCGGCCAUUCUGUGUAGAGAUACAUGUGAAUACCACAUUUCUGCGUAGAUAAACCACAGCAAAUGUGCUUUGUGUUGCCAUUUUGCCAUGACUAAACAGUAGACCGCUGUGAAGUCAUCGAUGGCCAGACACAUAAAGCAACAUUAUUUCUUGUAGUACUUUGAUUUGUGAAGACGAUUCUCCUUGGUCAGGCUUAUACACACACAGCCUUGUUGAGCUGGUCAUUAUAUUGGCAAAUAUAUUUAAAACUGCUUUUCUCGGAAAUGUAAGUGAUGCUAGUGUUAGGCAUGGGUAGGUUAUGCACGUGAAAAUGCAAGUAUUCCCCAGGGCUUUAGGCAUUUUUCUUGUUCUAUGCGACAUGCUGCCUCCAAGCACAGACAGGGAAUUCCUGGGAAGGGAAAUUUCCCGAAAUUGCACAUGACAGCUUUGGGAGCUUUUGCCAUCAACUUUGUGAAGGAAUAAUGGGAGAGUUGCCUGAACUCAUGUUCAAUGUCUGAACGAACAGUCUUAUUCAAAUAUGGCUACUCUUCCGGUACCCAACCAAUAUGGCUACCAUCUUCAGCAUGGCUAUCCAGCCAGUGCAUGGCAGUUUCAUGUUCUUGAGCUAUCUCGGGAAAGGUAGAGAGCAGAAGGUAGGUGAACAGAAGUUGUGGCAUGUUCCACUCGAGUACUCUGAGGAGUGUGCAAAGGCACCCAAAUGAGUUUGUCCUGGCAUGGUGCAUGGUGCAUGGCAAGGCUUAUCUUUUGCUAGCAGCCCAAUUUCACAUUCAACUAACUAUAAUAAAAGUGAUUUAUUAACAAAGCAACACACGUCCUUGCUUAACACCAUUCUACUUGCGGUGUAGAGAAAGCUUUGCAUGAAGCAGUGUGUGCCUUGUGACUAGAGGCAGGAAAUUUUAUUGUCUGCAUGGAAAUUUUCUGUUCGCUCUAUUAUUGCAAAUGCCAGCAUUGACAACAAGCGGUUCUGAUGAUGUGUAUGUUUUUAAAAUUUUUCACGGAUUAAACUGUGCAAUUUUUCUGUGCAAAGGUCUUGGUUCUUUGAGAAAAAUUUAUUUUGGCUCGGCUAAUUUUUAUUGCCAUGCUAUAUUCUGGCAUGGCAAGAAAUUAUUGUAAAUGAUAGAUCUAGUUACCCAAUAUUUACUUAUUGGUGUGCAAAUGUCUUUUCUGUGCUUACGUUGUUGCCACCAGCACACUGUAUCAUGACAUGAAAUAACUGCAAAGUUACAUCACUUGCCCAAAAUUUGUUUUCUGGCCUGACAUUGCUGGUAGUAUGUUUGCAGAGCUCAAAUUUAUGUUUGCGGGAAUAAGUUCUAUGUUUACUACCUGGCAUAGUACUGUGUAAUGAGAUGUAUUGGCAUAAAAAGCACAUUUGUUACUAAGAAGUAUGUCACAGCUUGCUCACUAAAUGGCCACAAGGAAUUAUGCUAAGACAUCACAGAGAGCUUUUUAUUGAUCCAAAUAGUUUUUGUGUAGCACAGAUGACACGAGGAAAAGUCCUGUUAAGAUAAGUUUAUUUGACAUGUUCUCGUGCUGCCUGCACUCUACAAUUACAGCUCAGAGGAAACUAGCCAAUAACAAGCACUCUGUAGGUAAUGGGAGACACCGUGGACCUUAUGCGGUGUGGCAAGUCAAGGCUUUUAGUUUAUGUGGCGCUUAGUUGGCCAUGGUGGCGUUCACAUGGACCAGCCUUGGUGCUCCAUUCGAGGUUGUUUAGCUGCAGUGGCGUGUCAAUUGUGAUGGCAACAUUUCGCUCUGGAUGGCCAUAUGCACUUGCUUGCAGUGAGCUGUUUUGAAAGUACGACUGUCACUACACUGCGAAAAUUGUGUCAGCUGACAACAGAGGUGCUUGGCACCUCUGAAGAUGUUUCCCAGUACUAAAAUAAUUGUAAAGGAAAGUGGAGGCGUUAGUACAUUUGCAGUUCACUGAAUGUUUCAGAUUCUGUGCAAAGCCUUGUAUCAUAACUUGCUCAAUCUCCUGCACUGUGGUACCUUUGUUUACAUAUAAAUAUUUUAUCCACAGUUCACUUCAACAUAGAAAAUCUGAUGACUAUAAAAGCAUAUAAUGUAAAUGUCUAAUGUAGUGUCAGUAAAGCUUCAGCUCUAAUGCAUCAAUGUGAGAGCAUAUAGCAAUGCAUUUUAUGGUUUUGAUUCCUACAGUUUCAACUAAGAUUUAAAAAAAAAAGCACAGACACGCUAUAAGUUUUGUUAUAGGUGCUCUGAAUUCCAAGUCCUACAUCAAUCCCCGAGAUUGCUGUCAUUGCUGCACAUUCUUUGGUGUGUAUCUCCUUUCCUCAUCAUUACAUGUUAUGCCGGGUCCUACAGAGUGCAUGCGACACCCGCAAUGCUGUAUUUAUUGUGACACCCACAAAGCUAUUAAUUUUGUUGAUGUGCUUGCAAACAUCCUCUUUAAGAAAAUAUACUAUCGAAGAUUUUCUUCUUCCACGAUGUAACAAAGUCGGCGUGAGAGAAUGGAUGAAAGACUGCUGGAGAUUCAAGUGUACCAUGUUGUGUGUGCCUAAUGGCCCUCUUGGUAGCAGUCCAACAAUUUUGUCAACUUUCUUCAAUCACAGACACAAGUCAGAUACUCCGUGAACUUUAUUUUUCACAGCACACUCGUGGAAACAUGCACAGUGCGUGAGAUUGCUUAUUGCUUGAGAGAAAAAGUAAUCGCAGUUGUGCGAAGACAGCAAUGCACAUGUUACAUGUUAACACAGACCUGUCACUUUCAUAGCAAGUAUGCUUUGAUGUGGAGUGGAGUUUACCAACUUUUGAAUUGAGAACUGGAAAUGUGGGAACUUCUACUGUAUGUAACACAUUUUUUUUACAAAAAAGAAAGUAUCAUACAUACGCAUGCAUUUCUGUGCCCUGUUCUUUGUCUGAAAACUUGCAUGUUAUCUGGAAUAAAAAAAAAAGUGCUAUGGUUGUGAACAAAAUGUGUAGCCUUUCGAGAACCGAGGAGGUCAUUGAGCAACAGUUAUAUCUGUGGAAUACUGAAGUAUCCAUGAAUGAUAUGCUUGUCAAUAUGUUGCUGCUUUCUUUUACACAUGCACUGACUCUUCAAAGUGUGCACAUGUGUAAAAGUACGUAACUUCAAAAGUUCGAAGCCACCACACAUUUAACACUGUUGCAUUCUUGCUACCAUGCUUGUUUAUAGAGAUGUUCAAGCAUUUGCAGCAUUUAUUUUGGAAGCGUUUAUAUACAUUUUGAAACAGAAGCACUCGCUACACAUCAAGUGCUUUUCAUGUUUGUUUAUCUUGAUUUGGAGUAACUUGUGCCUAUGUCAUGGAAUGCCAUAUCUGGAUGUGACUAUGGUAUGAAACUAGAGUAUGAAAUGCAAAUUCGGUCAGCUUUACUGUUGCUGUUAUACGCACAUAAGAUACCACAAAAUGUUGGCAAGUAUUACGACUUGGCAAAUCUAUACAUGUCACCAAGCAGCACUUAUGAUGGAAGAAGCAGCUUGUUUGCUUAGCCGCUACAUGUCCACAUGACCAAAAACAUUCAUCUGAGCUGUAAAAAGAUGUGUCAGCUCCUCAGUGAUGCAAAGUUCUUAAUAUUAUUAUUUUGUCCUUAUUGUGUUGUAGGCUCUUGGACCAUGAAUCAUUAUCGUAAUCCCUAGACAUGCUGUACAAUGUGUGAGACAUCUUCCUUUUCUGUCAUUCAGCAUAUAUGAAUUUACAGCAGCAUUACAAGACAAGCAUGGUAACACAAGUUGAGAGGAACAAAAAUAAGAGCACUAAUUGAAGACACCCUUACAGCACCAUCAUUAGCUGUUGCUGCUGAUGGUGGUAAUGUCAGUGCUUUUUGAGAAGUCGCGGAGUAACACGACGCUGGUGAUGUAGAAACAUAGAAAAAUUUAUGAGAAACUUGAAGACGUUUCCUAGCGACAAUGUACCAUUUCUUUAGCAACAGUGUAAAUCUGCAAUCUUGGAUUAGACUAAGCCACCUUCAGCUGCGUGAAUGUAUCCACCGUUUGGUAACUGAUGGCUCAACAAGUGUUUCUUUUGUAACAGGCACUUUCAUUAAUAUAAUCUUGGCUGUCUUCCACUAACAUCUUUUGAGAUUCAAUCAUUGCAGCAUGUUAAACAAGUCCCUCAUCUAAACAUGUUUUUGUGGUAUUAUGUUAAUUGUGUUUGCAUGAAGACAAAAAAUAAGAGUGGUGAGCUGCGUGUGGCAAAAUGUGACCUACUCCCUGAUACAGGCCCACUUUCUUUGUGUUUGUCAUCUUUGAUUUGAAAUAAUAUCUAUUUACUGUAGAAGGCAUACAUCAUGAUAACUGCCCCAAAGCAUUUUGAAGACAGCUUCAUUCUAACAAAAAAAAUUAAGACAAAAGGCAAAAUUUUUGUUGUGCAUCAACAAACAAGAAACACUAUGUUACAUACGAUUUUGCAAUUUCCUUUCACACCUAAAUAAAACUUAUUUGAUUAGCCACAUAACCUAGAAGUGCAAGUUCACGCACGCUCUGUGUACAUAUUAGUAGCCUAUCACAACAUUGUGUUAUUGCACUAUCACAGAACAUGCAAAAUAAGGUACGCAGCAACUGUCGACACUACAGUUGGGUAAAGGUAACAGAAACAAAAGCAAAACAAAAUGAGCUGUGUGGUGAUGAAUGAAUGUUUUUCUGUUCCGAGCUCUGUUUGUGACCUGAGCAAAAUGACAAAGCAUUGCAACCCACUCGUACACAUAUACAGCAUCAUAUGUACAGCUUAAAAUUUUGGAGAUCCAGGUCCUUGUCCAUACUCCAGUCGGGCUGGAAGUGUUCGAAGGGCAUUUCCAAUUCUGUAACAAUAAGAGGGAUUCGAUGUAUCACAUUGGGCAUGCGUGUUGAAUGCUGGCACUUCUGCAUAGUUCUCGUUGUCUGCAAAGUUCUGUUUCUUGUUAAGAAGUUGCAGAUGCCUCAAUCUGCAUGUAACCUACCAAUGGACCAGACUAAUAAAGAAUAAUAAAGAAAAUGAAAUGAC
Molecule: messenger RNA, 8660 nt
Organism: Dermacentor andersoni
Lineage: Eukaryota; Metazoa; Arthropoda; Arachnida; Ixodida; Ixodidae
Product: protein FAM8A1
Source: RefSeq, a predicted model, not a curated record